GGGACGCGUAGUCCCGCGGCCCCGCGCCGCUCCCGGCCCGCCGCAGGUGCCCCCUCUGCCUGGCACUGCCUGCUGACCCCCACAGAGCCCCAACAAGCCAUGGAGGGGGAGCCCACCCUGCGCCUCCGGAUCUUCAACCUCAACUGCUGGGCCAUCCGCUACCUGAGCAAGCGGCGGCAGCAGCGCGUCCGGCUCAUCGGGGACACGCUGCGCCAGGAGGCCUUUGACCUGGUGCUGCUGCAGGAGGUGUGGAGCGAGCAGGACUACAGUGAGCUGAAGGUGAAGCUAGCAGGCUGUUAUCCCUUCUCCCAUUACUUCCGCAGUGGGGUGAUCGGCAGCGGCCUCUGCGUCUUCUCCAGGUUCCCCAUCCUGGACAUGCUCCUCUACCAGUACUCACUGAACGGGUACCCCUACAUGCUCCAGCACGGGGACUGGUUCUGCGGCAAGUCCGUCGGUCUCGUCGUUAUGAAGAUCUCAGGGAUCAUCUUCAAUGUCUACGUCACCCAUCUGCACGCCGAGUACUGCCGGGACAAGGACGCCUACCUGCCCCACCGCCUGGUGCAGGCCUGGGAGCUGGCACAGUUCAUCAGACACACCUCAAAGGCAGCAGAUGUGGUGCUGCUGGGAGGGGACCUGAACAUGCACCCUGAAGAUGUGGGCAUCCGGCUGCUGCGUGGCUGGACGGGGCUGCAGGAUGCCUUUGCUGAGGCCAUGCACUUUGAGGGCUGUAAGAACGGCUGCACCCUUGUCCCUGACAACUGCUUCACUGACAAGUCAGAGCUGCUGCCCUUCCCGCUGGGCAUCCGCAUUGACUACAUCCUCUACAAGGCCAUCUCCAGCUUCACGGUGAAGUGUGAAGAGCUGAAGACCACCACGGGGCGAGCCCCAGGCGUGGACAUCCCCUUCUCCGACCAUGAAGCUGUGAUGGCAACGCUGCACAUCCAGAGGCAGGGGCAGCCUGCAGGUGCCACCCUUGGCACAGCUGACCCAGCCCUGGCAGAUGUGGUGACAGAGGCACGGGCAGAGGUGGGCGCGGGGCUGCGGGCGGCGCGGCGGCAGCGCUACUCCUCGGGCAGGAUGGCUGUGCUGGCCCUGCUGCUGCUGCUGCUCCAGGCUGCAGCUGCCCUGGCCACUCUGGCUGGGCUGGGCGCAGAGCAGCCCUUCCCCAAGCUCUCCUUCUGCCUGCUGGCCUUCCUCGCCCUCGGCGUCCUUGUCCUCGCCACCGGUCUCCACCUGUUUCACACCAUGGAGGUGAAGAUGCUGCACGGCACCGAGGACCAGAUGUGGAUGGUGCUGAGGGCCCUGCAGGAGCGUCCCAGUGAAGGCUGAGCUGGGGCUCUGGGUGUCCCCACAAUGUCCCCCUUGGCCACACUAUGUCCCCUUUUUCAUCCUUGUUUUUAGCUGACUUCGGGUCUUAGGCCAGCAGCACUGCAGCCAAUGCAGUAGUGCAGGUUUGGCAGCUGCCUCUGGGGGAAAUUAAGGUUUUUGGGGUAGAUUUAUUGCAUUGACCCCUGUGAGAACCACAAUGGAGGCAGAUUUUUAUUGCUGUCUUUUUAAACACACUAUUUUGUACAUGGAGGGACCCACUGGCCUGGCUGGAAGGCUUGAGACACUGAGGGUGCCCUUGCCUGGGGUGGCCUCAAAGUUCACACUGGUGGCUGUUCUGGCAACCAGUCCUAACUGAUGGAAAAUAAAGGCAAUAUUUUAACCUUUG
Agelaius phoeniceus (red-winged blackbird) is the source of this 1714-nucleotide messenger RNA. RefSeq names its product sphingomyelin phosphodiesterase 2 (gene SMPD2). The record is from RefSeq and is a predicted model, not a curated record. Lineage: Eukaryota; Metazoa; Chordata; Aves; Passeriformes; Icteridae. Gene Ontology annotation, molecular function: sphingomyelin phosphodiesterase activity.